AAGCCCUUCACCUGCACCGAGUGCGGCAAGAGCUUCAACCGCAAGGGCACCCUCAUCACCCACCAGCGCAUCCACACCGGCGAGCGGCCCUUCGUCUGCCCCGAGUGCGGCAAGACCUUCAACUUGAAGACCACGCUGAUGAAGCACAAGCGCAUCCACACCGGUGAGCGUCCUUUCACCUGCCUGGAGUGUGGGAAGAGCUUCAAGUACAAGGGCAACCUCCGGACCCACCACCUCACCCACACGGUGGAGCGGGUCUACCCCUGCACCGAGUGCGGCAAGAUCUUCAGCCACAAGAAGGAGCUGACCGUGCACCAGGGCCGGGUCCACAGCAGUGAGAAGCCCUUCAACUGCACCGAGUGCGGCAGAAGCUUCAACCGCAAGGCCAACUUCAUCACCCACCAGAAGAUCCACCGUGGCGAGCGCCCUUUCAUCUGUGCCGAGUGCG
Messenger RNA from Opisthocomus hoazin, 448 nucleotides. The record is from RefSeq and is a predicted model, not a curated record. Lineage: Eukaryota; Metazoa; Chordata; Aves; Opisthocomiformes; Opisthocomidae.